AUGGAGUACUCAGAUUUCUCACAUUACAACAAAGAACCUGGGGAAUCAGAGGGAACACAGAUGGAGAAAAAGCAUCUGGACUUUUCUUUUUCCAAGGAAGAAACAGAAGAAUUAGAGGGUGCACACUUGGCAAUGGACUAUACAGACUCUUCUUUUUCCAGGGAAGAAACAGGGGAAUCUGAAAGUGAACAACUGGAGAAAGAACAUCCAGAUUUGUUAUAUUCAAGGGAAGAAACAGAGGAAUCAGAGAGUGCAAAACUGGAGACAGAAUAUCCAGAACUGCUUUUUUCCACUAAAGAAACAGAGGAAUCGGAGAGUUCACAGCUGGAGAUGGAGCAUCCAGACUUUUCUUUCCCCAGGGAAGAGGAGGAGGAACCUGAAAGUGCACAGCUGGAGAAAGAGCACCCAGAUUUCUCAUAUUCCAGAGGAGAAACAGAGGAAUCAGAGAGUGCACAGCUGGAGAUGGAGCAUCCAGACUUUUCUUUCCCCAGGGAAGAGGAGGAGGAACCUGAAAGUGCACAGCUGGAGAAAGAGCACCCAGAUUUCUCAUAUUCCAGAGGAGAAACAGAGGAAUCAGAGAGUGCACAGCUGGAGAUGGAGCAUCCAGAUUUUUCUUUCUCCAGGGAAGAAAUGGAGGAAUCAGAGAGUGCCCAACUGGAGACGGAGCACCCAGAUUUUACAUACUCCAGAGAAGAAAUUGUGGAAUCAGAGCGUGCACAGCUGGAGAUGGAGCACCCAGACUUUUCUUCCCCCAGGGAAGAAACAGAGGAAUCAGAAAGCGCACAGCUGGAAAUGGAACAUCAGGAGUUUUCAUUUUCCAGGGAAGAAACUGAGAACCAAAGUUCUGUUCCUUUUGAACUUGAACAGCCAGAGCCUUAUUCCCCUGAAGAAGCAGAGGAAGAAGGAGCAGCACAGCAAGAAAGUAAACACAUGCCAGAUAAACUAGAAUACUUGGAAACAAAUCCUUCAUUUAAAAGAAAGUUAGCUGAUGAUGGUCUUAGAGCCCUAGCUUCUGGAACAACCACCGAGAUUUCAGAAAGCUCGGUGUUGGGAAAGCCUGCAAGCCAUGAACUAAAAGAAUUGGUCCAAAAUGAUGAUGUUGAGGAAACUGGAGAGACAGAACAAGAAAAUCCCUUGUUGCCAGAAAACAAUAAUAAUGCAGUGUUGGAUCCUAAUAAUGGAAUGGCUGAUAUGGAUUAUUUUGAAAAAUACACAUUGAUUGAUGACAAAUCCCCAGUUAAGCCACAUUUUGAAAGACCAACUUCAUUGUUUCCUGUGAUGGAAGAUCCCAAUGAAGCUGCAGAAGAAGCCACAUCUUUUAAAGAAAGUGUUGAGGUAGAUAUUUUGGAAGAGGAGUUUUCCUUACUUGAGGAUCUAGAUGAAGUCUUUUAUGGUACUGUGAAAGGAGAAAGCAAAAUGCAGUCCAAUGCAGAUCCUCCAAAGCCUUUACCUCUGCAGAAAUCCAUUGAAAUCAGUAGUAAAAAGGUUACAAAUGUAGAAGAUGAACGGAAGUCACCAGGGACUCCACUCUUUGAUUCAGAAGAAGGAGUGCUAGAACGAUCUCUGUUGUUCCCUACCACUGUUGCUGCAGUUAAUCCAGAGCUUCUAGAGGAGCCACCUGCUCUGUCAUUUUUAUACAAGGACCUCUAUGCAGAAGCAGUAGGAGAAAAGACAAAGGAUGAGACUCCUUCUGAUGAGGACAGUGGUGCAAGGAGUGAUACCACUGAACAAAGAGAGGAAGAAAAUGUGCCUGUAGAAACAACUGAGGAGUUACCAGAGCAAUCAAGUCAUCAAGUGUAUAGUCAACUAGUGGAUGAUCAAGGAGCUGCAUAUCAAGAAGCUAGUAAUAAACAGGAAGAAGAGCAUGAAAUAGCAGCAGUUCCUGAGAUGGAAAAAUAUGUCCCGUGUGUCCGGACUCCUGUUGAAGACAGUGAAGAUGAUCAGUAUACCCAGGAAAAUCUUUCACGUGUCUCUACCAUUCAGCAAACAGAGGAGCCAGGUUUGCAAAGGGAGGAUCAGCACCCUGAUGUUCAUGAAGAUCUCGCUGAGUCAAUGGACUAUGAUGUGAUUAUGCAAGAAGAACUUCUGCAAGAUGAACUAUCAUCUCAAUUCACACACGAGGAGCUAUUAUUUGAAGACAGGGAUUCUUUUGAGAAUGUUGGUGAUAGUUAUGAAUUUGUUAAUGAGCCAGAGCAAAGAACACCUGUUGAGCUUGAAGAUUCAGGCUUUGUGGUGAUGUAUCCUGAAAAAGCAACAAACAUUCCUCAAGUUGAGAGCCCACAAAGAGAACUGAAAAAAGCACAAGCAGACACAUAUUGUCACCACUGCAAAUGCCCAAUAUCUGCUAUUGACAAGCUUUUUGGAGAACAUAAAGACCAUGAAGUCACAACACUAGAUGAUGCUGCAGCCAAGAUGAAGGAUCAAUUAAGUGAAUUGCUAACUGCAUUGGAAGAAAAGUCAAUGAAGAUUGAAGAGUUUGUGAGUGAUAUUGAGUUGCUAUUUAACUCUGUUGAGGAAAACUGUAAGAAAAAUGCAGAGUUAUUGGAAAAGCAGAAUGAAGAAAUGAUUAAGAAAGUGGUAGCACAAUAUGAUGAGAAAUCAGAGAACUUUGAGGAGGUGAAGAAGAUGAAAAUGGAAUACCUGUAUGAGCAGAUGGUUAACUUCCAACAAACUGUUGAUUCAGCAAAGGAAACUUUGGAGACAACAGUAAAAGAAAUGGAAGAACUCGAUGGAUUUGUUUUCCUAAAUGUAAUCUCUGAAAGGUUACUUUCUGCAAUGGAUACUACUCUCUCUUUAGAAAAGGUGCCCAGUGCUUUUUCAUUGUUUGAGCACUAUGCGGACAGUCCAGGACAAAGCAACCAGCACUCCUUAAAACAUGUGGCUGUCCCACAGACACCAACUGUCGUACCUCAGGAACCAAAUUCGGCCACAAGCACUUCCAUUGCUGUUUACUGGGCUGUGAACGACGGGGAUGCCAUCGACUGCUUCCAAGUCUACUGUAUGGAGGAGCUGCCAGCCAGCAAAGAUGCUGGGGCUUUGGUGGAAGAGUACCGAGUGACGGUGAAGGAGAGCCACUGCAUUUUGGAGGACCUGGAGCCGGAUCACUCCUACAGUGUGUGGGUCAUGGCUGUGAAUGGCACAGGCUGUAGCUUACCCAGUGAAAAGGCCAUUUUUAAAACAGCGCCCGCUGUCCCCACCAUCAAGGCUGAGGACUGCACGGUGUGUUGGGACAUGGCCACCAUCCGCUGGCACACUGUCUCGGCGUCAGCAGAGUCCUUCACCCUGGAGUACUGCCGACAGCACUCACCAGAAGGAGAGGGUCUCAGAUCUUUUUCUGGUAUAAAGAGACCUGAACUGAAAGUAUCCCUGGAGCCCAAUGUGAACUAUUUCUUCUACCUGAGGACUGUCAACCUGUUUGGGAUAAGCGAACAAAGUGAAGCAGCUCUCAUCUCAACUAAAGGAACUCGAUUUCACCUGCUGAGCGACACAGCCCAUCCCACUUUGCAAAUCUCCUCCAAUGCAACAGUGAUCUGCCUUCCUGAGAAAGCCAAAUUUACUGGGUUUCCUUCAGUCCUGGGUGAGCUGCUGCCUGCUCGAGGACAUCAUUACUGGGAAAUAGUUGUCUCUGCCUGCAGAAGCUACAGGAUUGGGAUUUGCUAUGAGACAACAUCACAGAGCAGUGUCCUGGGGCUGAGUGAUACCUCCUGGUGCAUGCGGUGCUGUCCUACACAAACCAGCUUUCUUUACAGGUUUCUUCACACUGGUGUGAUGAGCGACGUCCAUGUGACAGAACACCCGGACAGGAUUGGUGUCCUGUUGGAUUACAGUGGUGGCAGACUGUUGUUCUUCAAUGCAGAGAGAGGACUGAUGCUGCUUGCCAUCAGGCACAAAUUCACUGAUGCUGCUCACCCGGCCUUUGCCCUGGAGAAGGCUGGAGUGCUUACCCUGCACACGGGGAUGGAGUUGCCAGAGUUUGUGAAGCACAGCUAAUCCCCUUGCUUCACACCCUCAGGAAAACUGACAAUUACAGUGUCAGGGGACUGGGAGGGGAAGGGAGGUGUCAGUCUUCACUGAUGAAUGCCACGCACAGAGCUCUCCCCCACAUCACCAGAAAUUGUAGUUAGUGCUCAGCCACAUAAUCACCCUGAGCCUGGAGAGAAAAUCGACUCCCUCAGAUAGAGCAUGCACCUAGUGAUAUACACAGCAGUACUUUUGAGGGGAAAAAAAGUUUUGUUAGGUAUGAACAUUAAGGGAGGGAUGGAAACAUACUUUCCCUGUGAAAAUAAUGACAGUGCUAUCUGUCUUUUUAAAGUUGAUGAUGAACCUGUGUAUAAAAUAAAUGCAUCUCUUACUGCAA
Messenger RNA from Antrostomus carolinensis (chuck-will's-widow), 4357 nucleotides. Its product is annotated as cardiomyopathy-associated protein 5. The transcript is spliced from 14 exons. The record is from RefSeq and is a predicted model, not a curated record. Gene Ontology annotation, cellular component: cytoplasm. Lineage: Eukaryota; Metazoa; Chordata; Aves; Caprimulgiformes; Caprimulgidae. The coding region runs from base 1 to 3990 and encodes 1329 amino acids. Gene Ontology annotation, molecular function: protein binding.